AAGCGGAUGUCGUUAUUUUUAGAGAAAAAUAGAAGAUGUCUGAUAUAGAUGAGAGAUGGGAAGGAUACUAUUGUUCUUAGUACUCGGUGCUUUUAUCUUUCAGCAGAUCUCAACAUGUACAGAUGGUUGGUGUACAUAUAAGGGCAUGGGUGAAGACGAUGGGGCUUCUUUCCUUGAGAAGAUCUGGGAUUAUGUGAUCUCAUUUAUAACCUGGUUCGACAAAGAUGGAUAUGACCUGUUUGACAUGUGCCCUGAAUACCCCGAGCCGGACUGGGAUCUGUUUGAGCCGGAGGAAAAACGCUGCCGAAAACUGUCGGAGAUUAUGAACCCAUAUGAUGACUACUGGACAAGCACGCAUGGAAGCCUUCACGCCUGCCUGCCUGACCUGACCCCCUUCAAGAACGUAUUGCAGCAUCUUUCGAACCGGGGCAGCUUUGAGAGCAUGUUCUCCUCUCUCCCCGACCUGUCCUUCUGGAGAAGUGUUCAGCAUUACCUGUCAGAUCUAGCAAUUUGGGACAGCAUCAGUGUCCACCUGCCUGACUUUGACCUGGCUGCCCCGAAUGUUGCCCUGGACACCCUUAGCAGGGCAGAGAGCUGGAGCAGUGGCAUGUCGUACCUCUCCACCUGGGCCUUAUUCAACCCCACUUCCGUGUAUCUGCUGUCGGCUGUCGUCUGCCUCGUCCUACUUUCCAUUGUCAGCUGGCUCUGCUCCGAUGAUCCCACAUCCGAGAAGAGAGUAACGUUUUCAAACAUCUGUCCAAGUAAAGAGAGCUCUCAGGCACGAUCCCGACGGCUAGCACAUCUGAAGACGGAUCACCCCUCCAAGAAAGACCGGCAGAGAAAGAAGAAGAAACAACGCCAGAGAGGUGCUUCCCGGUACCGUUCCUCCGACACAGACGACUACCCCAACGAUGGUGUUGACCGCGCGGAGGAAGACCCGUGCAAUUGUUACCCACGGUCGCGUGAGACUCACGAUGAUGCAGUAGAUGUUGACGACAUAGACGAAAAUUCUCUCAGAUAUAUUGCCGGGUUAUCGUCAGAAUAUUCUCUCGAUAAUAUCAAGAAGCAGGUUCAAGAAACUUUUCGACGUAUCUCGGAUGAGGACCAUGAUGCUAGCUGUUCGAAGAAGCCGAGAUGUCCCAAGAAGAGCGAUGGGAAGGGCCGAGAAGUUCAGACUGACCCAACCAUUACUGUGUACGACAUCAGAUACAAGGACACCUUGCCGCAAGAUGUCAUGGACGUUCUGUUUUGUAUUGACCCCUAUUGUGAACACGAUCAUGAACGGUAUGAGCUGAGAGGCUGUCAGAUCCUGGUCAAGCAUCCCUAUCAUCUUGAAAUGGGUACUUACGAUUCCUCCAAAAACAAAUGUUAUAAGACAAGCGCGUAUCCAUAUGAGGACACGUCCAGGGAAGAGGCUGCCCGUAGUAGCGGUGCUCAAGAAGUAAUAGUACCUGACGAAAAUGCGUAUUCGACAAUAGAUGUUUCCCCGACAGAGGUACAUGUGUGGGGGAAAGAUGAUGAAUUUGUGAAGAGAUAUCACGAAUCGUUGUCAGGACAUGACCUGAUGCAUGGUGCAGUGACGGGUAGCCAAGUGAGUAUAAGCGACGAGUUUACAAACACUCUAUCGAAACAGAUUCGCGGCCCCGACGCGCUGGAUACAGAUAUUUCCCAAGUGGAGUCCUUCUCUGACUGGCAGGCAUCUGUGUUUCACGACUGCCCCUAUUGUAAAGAGCAGUCGUCAUCCAGCAACGGACAUUCCAAAGUAGGCACUAUAGGUUGUGCGGAGCAGAAAGUGACAAACAGUAAUCAUGUAAGUUCAGGAAGCACCAGAAAUCAAUCCCCCGUGCCCGGCUGUAGUGGGGUGUCUGGGCUUAACCCUCCAAGGAUAAAACAGCAGUUGGUCGAACUUCUCGGGGAUGCUCUUUUACAAGAAACUAUUGGUCCACCGAGAGCCAACUCCAGUUUCCAAGAGGAGGGACACAUUUUAGGAUGUUCGGAGGAACCGACUGGACAUGACUGGGACGGUGGUCAAAGGUCAGUCCGCGGUCGCACUACCAGGAACCGGUCGCAGACUUGCCAGGACCGAGAUUCAGCACCGGCCUCCGAUCGUCCACAUACAAGACCGUCCGGCCAAGGAGGUUACCGUCACAGGCAGCCGCGCGUUUUCCAGUCACCCACUUCCGGGGAUAAUCCAAGGAACGGAGAUGCGUUCCAAAUGUAUAAUUUUAAUGGACCUGAAAUGAUGUAUCUGCCCGAUAUGGCGUUAGCGCGAGCCAUAGAGAGAGCUGCUUUGUCCACGGCAAUGCGGGAACCAGUUGGAGGAGACGCACAGGUCGGAGAGGUUGUCUCCCUUGAUGACCUUACUUUCGACUUUGACACUGUCCCUACUUUGGAUGAAAAUGAUUUCAACAUCAGCGAGGAGUUGCAGAAUUCAUCCCUCACUGAAUCACAGGCAUCCGUGGACCUUGCAGAGCUGAACAGAAGCCUCGGCUUCUAUGGUGACGUCUCGAUGGUGGAGCUGGCGGCCUCUUGGAUCGUACAGAAUGUCUUCGACAGAGUUGGGAGGUAUCUGUCGGGGGUCCCGGGCGAGAAGAUCAAGGCCACAUUGUUGGACAUCUCCACUGAGAUCGCGGAGACUCUGAACCUCAUAGAGUAAACCCGGGACAUGUAUACAAAUGACAGUCUUACAGUAACAGCAUAACUAUAUGUAUCAGUCUGCAGCAUCAACAUGACUACAUGUGGCAGUCUACAGUAACAGCAUAACUAUAUGUGGCAGUCUGCAGCAUCAGCAUGACUAUAUGUGGCAGUCUACAGUAACAGCAUAACAAUAUGUAUCAGUCUGCAGCAUCAACAUGAUUACAUGUGGCAGUCUACAGUAACAGCAUAACUAUAUGUGGCAGUCUGCAGCAUUAGCAUGACUAUAUGUGGUAGUCUACAGUAACAGCAUAACUAUAUGUGGCAGUCUACUGUAACAACGUAACUAUAUGUGGCAGUCUGCAGCAACAACAUGACUAUAUAUGGCAGUCUGCAGCAUCAACAUAACUGUAUGUGACAGUCCGCAGCAUCAACAUGACUGUAUGUGGCAGUCUACUGUAACAACGUAACUAUAUGUGGCAGUCUGCAGCAACAACAUGACUAUAUAUGGCAGUCUGCAGCAGCAACAUAACUGUAUGUGGCAGUCUGCAGCAACAACAUGACUAUAUAUGGCAGUCUGCAGCAUCAACAUAACUGUAUGUGGCAGUCUGCAGCAUCAACAUAACUGUAUGUGGCAGUCUGCAGCAACAACAUGACUAUAUAUGGCAGUCUGCAGCAGCAACAUAACUGUAUGUGGCAGUCUGCAGCAACAACAUGACUAUAUAUGGCAGUCUUCAGCAUCAACAUAACUGUAUGUGGCAGUCUGCAGCAUCAACAUAACUGUAUGUGGCAGUCUGCAGCAUCAACAUAACUGUAUGUGGCAGUCUGCAGCAUCAACAUAACUGUAUGUGGCAGUCUGCAGCAUCAACAUAACUGUAUGUGGCAGUCUGCAGCAACAACAUGACUAUAUAUGGCAGUCUGCAGCAUCAACAUAACUGUAUGUGGCAGUCUGCAGCAUCAACAUGACUAUAUGUGGCAGUCUACUGUAACAACCUAACAAUUUGUGGAAGUCUGCAGCAUCAACAUAACUAUAUGUGGCAGUCUACUGUAACAACCUAACAAUAUGUAGAAGUCUGCAGCAUCAACAUAACUAUAUGUGGCAGUCUGCAGCAUCAACAUGACUACAUAUGGCAGUCUACAGUAACAGCAUAACUAUAUGUGGCAGUCUACUGUAACAACCUAACAAUAUGUGGCAGUCUGCAGCAUCAACAUAACUAUAUGUGGCAGUCUGCAACAUCAACAUAACUGUAUGUGGCAGUAUGCAGCAUCAACAUAACUGUAUGUGGCAGUCUGUAGCAUCACAAUAUAUAACUAUAUGUGGCAGUCUACUGUAACAACCUCACAAUAUGUGGCAGUCUGCAGCAUCAACAUAACUAUAUGUGGCAGUCUGCGGCAUCAACAUAACUGUAUGUGGCAGUCUGCAGCAUCACCAUAACUGUAUGUGACAGUCUGCAGCAUCAACAUAACUAUAUAUGGCAGUCUGCAGCAUCAACAUAACAAUAUGUGGCAAUCUGCAGCAUCAACAUAUAUAACUAUAUGUGGCAGUCUCCAGUAACAACGUUACUUUAUAAUUUUGUAAUUUGAAGUUUACACGAUAUACGGCUUAUUUCCAUUGUACGAGAGAUCGGUCAAAUGACUGCGAAAGUGAAGUUCAUUUUAGAAUUGACAUUCACUUUGUGCGAGUUCAUUGGCGUAUGAACCUUCAUAGAGUGAGAACCAAACUGUAUGAACGUCGGAGCUUGUACCUAUUUAACACAUCUUUCCAAACCCCUUUCAAUGAUCGGCCAUUUGAUCAAUGAUGACUAACACUUGUAAGCGCUAUAGAUUCAUCAACAACUUCGGAAAUCUCUUCGUAACCUUUAUCGUGUCGGCUAUUUUGACGUCUUGUACUUGAUGUAAUGUAUUACUACGCGCCGCCACUGUGACUGAUUUAUUGAGGCAUUUCUUAACAGACCUUUCUCAUCUAAUAAUGAUAUUAUUUGAACAUAUGUACUGUAAACAAACUACAUAAGAUGUCACUGUGAGAAUACAUACAUGCCACCUCUCCCUUUCGGGAACUACAUCAUUCCGCGAUACAGGUGGUGGUUGUAUGGCUGUCAGUGAAAGCAAGAAGUCACACGUACUAAAAAGAAUUGUGUAUAGAGAUCUAGAUCCUUCGAGGAUUAAAAUAGUGACAUAAAAAUUAUAAGAAUUGACUUUCACUUUGUGUGAGUGAGGGCCAAACACUGUAUGAACGUCGUCGCAAGCUCCGACCUUCAUAUAGUUUGGCCCUCACACUAUGAAGGUUCAUACGCCAAUGAACUCACACAAAAUGAACGCCAAUUCUUCACUGUGGCAGUCUGUAGUUACAACAUGACUAUAUCUGACAGUCUUCAGGAACAACAUAACUGGCAGUGUGUGUGUGUGUGUGUGUGUAUGUGUGUGUGUGUGUGUGUGUGUGUGUGUGUGUGAUAUAUCAUUGCCUUGUGAUAGUGUUGAUGAUUGAAGGACUGAACGUGCGUGUAUAGCAUUGAGCUGCAUUUGUACAUAGUAUUGACUGCCAUUGUGUGACUACGUGUUGUACAGACAUAAAUGACAUGUAAAUAAAUAUCAUAUCGGUGA
This is a messenger RNA of Haliotis rufescens (red abalone), 5235 nucleotides long. RefSeq lists its product as uncharacterized. The record is from RefSeq and is a predicted model, not a curated record. The transcript is spliced from 5 exons. The coding region runs from base 56 to 2656 and encodes 866 amino acids. Lineage: Eukaryota; Metazoa; Mollusca; Gastropoda; Lepetellida; Haliotidae.